UUCGUCGUAUUCGUCACCAAAUCCAGCUCGAUCGCUGCUCACCUCGCACGCAUCCUUUUCUUCUCAUCCAUGGCAACCUCCUCAACCCAGCAUUAAUUCCAGCACAAAUCCUCUCAUGGAUAUGUGCUAACCAACCUUGCACAAACAAGGCAGAUCGAGCUAGCUCAUCCCUGCAGCUUAGCUUAGCUAGCUAACCUUUACCUUGCCAUGGAUUGAUCGAUCAUUAAUUCUUCUUCUUCUUGCUCGAUCGUCGCCAUGAGAGCCAGCUCCUUCUCCUCCUUGAUGCUGCCUUGCUCGCAUGGCCAUGGCGGCGGCAGGGCCACCGCCUCGACGUGCGCCGCGGCGGCGGCGGCGUGCCUUGCGCUUGUGGCCUUGGUGAUCUUGGUGGUUUCAAUGGAUCCGAGGGCACAAGCUUCUUCUUGGUUCUUCCUUUCUUCUUCUUCUUCGUCUUCGUCUUCGUCUUCGUCUACCUUGGUUCGUCCUGCAGCUAGCUCUCACGCUGCCUCCUUGCGUAAGCCGAGUUCUUGGGGCGGCGGCAAUGGCGGCGGCGGCGGCGGCGAGCACCUCCUGGUCACCUCUAGUAGCUUUGGUAGUGGUGGUGGCGCUCGUGGAAGCUGGAGCCGGAACAGCACGAGCAAGGAGGUGCUGUUUCAGGGAGGAGGCGGCGGCGGCGGUGAUGAGAUGACGUCGACGGCGGCGGCGCCAACGCCGGCGUUGAUCAUCGGUUCUAGCUCCGGCGAUGGCGUGUCGCCGUCUCGCGUGGCCGUCACGGCGGCGGCAGCUGAACCUACACCGGCACUGGCUCCGGCUCCUGCUCCGGAAUGGGGUGUUGGUGAUGCUGCUAGUGGAGAUGAUAUUAUUCAAGUAAUGCCGCAAGCGCAAAGGCGAAGGGAUGUGAAAUUGGAGCUAUUAGAACUCGGUCUUGCUAAAGCUCGGGCGACGAUAAGGGAAGCCAUCCAAAACAAGGAUAACAAGCCCCCAUUGACAGACAAAGAUUAUGUGCCAGUUGGGCCAGUGUACAGAAAUGCCUAUGCAUUUCACAGGAGCUACUUGGAAAUGGAGAAGGUUUUCAAGGUCUUCGUCUACGAAGAAGGCGAGCCACCGGUGUUCCACGAUGGGCCGUGUCGCAGCAUAUACUCGACGGAAGGCAGGUUCAUAUAUGCCAUGGAGAUGGAGAACCGGAUGCGCACGAGAGACCCGGACCAGGCCCAUGUCUUCUUCCUUCCAUUCAGCGUCGUCAAGAUGGUGAAGAUGAUCUACGAGCCGAACUCGCACGACAUGGAUCCGUUGCGGCGGACCAUCUCGGACUACAUCAACGUGGUGUCGACCAAGUAUCCACACUGGAACCGGAGCCUUGGGGCUGACCACUUCAUGCUCUCAUGCCAUGAUUGGGGGCCGUAUGUCUCCUCGGCGAACGGUCAUCUCUUUUCCAACUCCAUCAGGGUGCUCUGCAAUGCCAACACAUCGGAGGGGUUCGACCCGUCAAGAGACGUGUCCCUGCCGGAGAUCAACCUGCGGAGCGAUGUCGUGGACCGCCAGGUGGGCGGGCCAUCGGCAUCGCACCGUCCCAUCCUGGCCUUCUUUGCUGGUGGUGACCAUGGCCCCGUCCGCCCCCUGCUAUUACAACACUGGGGGAAAGGGCAGGACGCCGACAUACAGGUUAGUGAGUACCUGCCUCGCCGCCACGGCAUGUCGUACACCGACAUGAUGCGGCGGAGCAGGUUCUGCCUGUGCCCAAGCGGGUACGAGGUGGCAAGCCCCCGGGUGGUGGAGGCCAUCUACCUGGAGUGUGUCCCCGUGGUGAUCGGCGACGACUACACGCUACCGUUCGCUGACGUGCUCAACUGGGCGGCGUUCUCGGUGCGCGUGGCGGUGGGCGACAUCCCGCGGCUGAAGGAGAUCCUCGCCGCCGUGUCGCCGCGGCAGUACAUACGGAUGCAGCGGCGGGUACGCGCCGUGCGCCGCCACUUCAUGGUGAGCGACGGCGCGCCGCGGCGGUUCGACGUGUUCCACAUGAUCCUCCACUCCAUCUGGCUCAGGAGGCUCAACGUCAGGGUCAUUGCACGGGAGGACUGAACCAAAUAUUCUGUGAUCGGUCGGUUGCUUGCUUCUAGUUUCUCUCAACUUGUGUGAGAGCUCGUUCGAAUGUUUGAUGUGUGUAUAUUUUGGUUAAACUCUGAAAUUGCAUUUUUGUAAAGAGGAUGUUCAUGGAGCGACGUUGUGCAGUUUGUGCACCGUGUACAAAUGUUUUAAAGAAAGUGCCACUGUGCCAGGAAUUAUCUAUGCUGGUGAAUUCGGGCAGUAA
Oryza sativa Japonica Group (Japanese rice) is the source of this 2305-nucleotide messenger RNA. RefSeq names its product probable glycosyltransferase At5g03795. Gene Ontology annotation, molecular function: glycosyltransferase activity. Lineage: Eukaryota; Viridiplantae; Streptophyta; Magnoliopsida; Poales; Poaceae. The record is from RefSeq and is a predicted model, not a curated record.